AUGCUACGUUCUCUAGCCUCUCUUUUUACUCCUAUUCCCAGUCCUCCACAGUUGAACCCUCCUCGCCUCACCAUGGCUCCUCUCAUCUCUUCCUUCAAUGAGAAUGUCCGUCCGAUGCUGGAUGCGAUCGACAAGCUCCGGCUUCUAGGUCUCAAGGAAGAGGGGAUCGAGCUCCCAACGAUCGUUGUGGUCGGUGAUCAGUCCAGCGGCAAGUCCUCCGUUUUGGAAAACCUGUCUGGAAUCAGCCUGCCGAGAGGCAAGGGAAUUGUCACUCGAGUGCCACUGAUCUUGAGGCUCCAGUCAUGUGUGAAAGGACAGGAAAUGAUAACGAUCGAAUACACCCCCCUUACCGGUAAGGUGUCCAAAGUCUUGCCUGAUGAAGAACUGAUUGAGCAGGAGAUUUCCGAGGCGACUGUGGCCUUGGCUGGGAACCGGAAAGGCGUGAUGAAUUGCCCAAUUACCCUGCAAGUGCAGCGCCCCGACUUACCUGAUCUGACGCUGGUGGAUCUGCCUGGAAUUACACGUGUUCCUAUUGAGGACCAGCCGAAGGACAUCUACGACCAGGUUAAGGCAAUGAUCAUGCAUUACAUUACUCCGGAAGAGAGUGUAAUUCUUAACGUUCUUGCAGCUGAGGUGGAUUUCACGACAUGCGAGUCCAUUGUGAUGUCGCAAGAGGUUGACGAGGAUGGAGAUCGCACCCUGGCUGUCGUCACCAAGGUUGAUCGGGCUCCUGAUGGCCUUUAUGAGAAAAUUCAAGGAAAUUCGGUGCGGAUUGGGCUUGGCUAUGUGUGUGUCCGGAACAAGACAGACGCUGAUGCAUCUCAUGACGAUGCAAGAAGGGCGGAAGCUGCUUUCUUCAACAACCAUCCUGAAUUGUCCCAGAUUGAGCCCCAUUGCCUCGGAAUUCCAGCCCUUGCUCAAAGGCUGACGGAGAUUCAGGCCAAGAGGGUUGCAGACAGCAUCCCAAGGAUCAGACAGGCCAUUCAAAAGGCUCUUGUUGGUAAGGAGUCUGAACUUGAGAUUAUCCCGUUUGCUGCCACCUCUAACGCUUCAGCAUUGGGGAUUGUUUCUUCAACGAUCCAGAAGAGACGGGACAUGAUGAGUGGUGUCAUCGGUGGGAAGUAUGGCCCGUUUCAGAGUGAUGAUGCGAUGCACUAUGCUGCCAGGCUGCAUGAGAAGUUCAACAAAUUCGAGGUGCAGAUGAGGGGUGUCCUUCCGGACUUCCUUGGAACCGACUACUCUGAAAGGUGUAAAGAAGCUUUGAAAGAGGUGGCUGGGAUUUCGCUCCCAAACAUGUUUGACCAGGCUGUGGUGAAGCAGCUUGUCCAGGAGGUGGUGGACAGUGUUGAAGGGCCGUGCUUGCUCCUAGUGAACGACUGUUUCGCCUAUGCAACCGAGGUGCAGCAGGCUGUGGCAUCACACAUCUGUGGGAUUUACCCUGGGCUGAACAACGUGGCUCACCUUCAAGGCCUCAAUGCCCUGAGGAAGGCUAAGGAGUCAGCAAGCCGUUUCAUUCAAGACAUGCUGACUAAGGAGAAGAAGGUGAUCUUUACGCUCAACCAUUACUACAUGGACACGGUGUCUCAAAUCCAUGUGAAAAUGGCCGAAUACAAGAAAGGGCAGCCUGGUAGCUCGGAGCAAGGUCCCCCUCCUAUUCCUUCUAUUGGAGACUUCGCCUCCAGCACUGCUUCACUCGCCAAUCUGAUAAGCAACGACGACCAGGCUGCGAGGGAUCUUCAGAUCAACAUGUUUUCUUAUGCCAAGGUGAUGCACAAGAGGUUGUGUGAUGUGAUCCCCAUGGAGAUUCGGAUGUGCCUUGAGAAUGCUCUCCUGGAUGGCAUUGAUGGUGCUGUGUGGCGGGAGAUUCAUGCUGGAGACAUAUCUAAGAUAGCAGCCCUGAAGGCUGUUGAUCAGCAGCGUAGGGUUCGACUGGAGGAGAGCAUAAAACGGCUGAAGGCAUCUGAAGCCACGCUGCUUGCUCCCUUCCAGUUGCGCCCAUCCCAGUUCCCACCACCCCCAGCCAUCAACCUCCAACCGCCGCCUUGUUGCGCUACGAGCAGAAGCUGCCACGUGUCCAACUUCUGCCCCGUCCCUCCGCCCAUAGCGCGCCAACACCUAUCCAGAUCCGCCCGCGCAUCCGCUCAUUCUUCCCCCGCGCGCCCGCUUCCCCCGCUCGUUGGCUGUAGCGCCGCUGUAGCGGACAGAGCGGGCAGGAGAGGGCGGAGAGGGCGGGUCAGGGCUGGGAGUGGGUGGGCGGGCGUGGGGAAUGGGGAGAGACAGCAAGAAAUUGGUUCGGAAGAAGGGUGGGGUGAAGAAGAGCAGAGGGAUGGAGGGGAUAGGGGUGGCGAGGAAAGGGAGGAAGGAGAGGAGUGGGAAGGAGAGGAGGGGGAGGAUGAUCUGGUGGAGGGUGGAUCUAUUUCGCUUGAUAACGGGCCCCCACCCCAUCCACCUUCUACUCUGUUUCACUCUGUUGCCCCUCCCUCCUCGCACAUCCCUCCUUUCUCGAAAGGUCCAUGUUUUUGGAUAAAUCUGGAAUUACAAUUUCAGUUCUACUCAUCGGACCAAGGCCCUUCAAACCCGGAGAACCGAGCAGCAGAAUACGCAGCAGCAGCAGCAGCAGCAGCAGGAGCAGCUUCAGGGGUAAUCUCAGGAAGUAACAGCAGCAGCAGCAGCAGCAGCAGCAGCAGCAGCAGCAGCGCCAGCAGCAGCAGUGACAGCAGCAGCAGCAGUGGCAGCAGUGGGGGAGCCAGCGGGGGGGCGGGGCUGUACCGAGUGCCGGUGUCGGGGGGCGUGCAGAGCGCCACUGCCUCCCACGGGCUGCCCUCGCCUGCUGUUGCCGUGCGCAACCUCGUGGAGCAGGUGAGACGGUGGUGUGUGUGGGGCCAGGUGGUGUGUGUGAGGAAGGUGGUAUGUGGGGCAGGUGGUAUGUGGGGCAGGUGGUAUGUGGGGCAGGUGAUAUGUGGGGCAGGUGGUAUGUGGGGCUGGUGGUAUGUGUCUCGCAACCUGGUGGAGCAGGUGAGAUGGCCGGUGUGUGUGUGGGGCAGGUGGUGUGUGGGGCAGGUGCUUUGUGGAGCAAGCAGUAUGUGCCACGGGCAGGCUGUCCGCGGCCAGUGUGUGCAUGCGGGACAGGCGCGCUUCGCCCAUCUGUGCAGCAUCAUGUCGCGCAUGCACCACCGCCGCAAGGGCUACCCGUUUGGCUCGCUCGUCGACUUUGCCACCGACGACGAGGGCCGGUGGAGUGGGCUGGCCAACGCACGGGCCACCAUAUUUGGAGACGUGUAUCCGGUGCCGCCGUCCCAGCAGCAGUGGGCACAGCGCUUCUGUGAGGAGGCCCAGCCUUUCAGCCGCCCCAGGUGGAGUGGGCUGGCCAACGCACGGGCCACCAUAUUUGGAGACGUGUAUCCGGUGCCGCCGUCCCAGCAGCAGUGGGCGCAGCGCUUCUUUGCCCGCCGUCACCACCACGGCGCCGCCCAGAUGUGGGGCAACUUCAGCUACUACCGCAUGCAGCAGAUCUGUGACAUCUAUUUCGUGGGCGGCUUUGGCACGGUGGCGUGGAUUGAUGUGAAGGACUACCUUGCUGCCACACCGGAUGCCAUCGUGCUGCAUGACUCUGAGGCCAUUCUGCAUCGCCAGCUGGUGUCGAUCCUGCCGCAGCCUGUGGACGAUGCACUGUUCAUCAGCAUCGACGGCAAGGGUGUUGACAUCCGUGUCCGGCAUGGCGCUAAGUUCAAUGUGCAGCGGCUGUCAUUCAGUGCAUCAUCGGAGGUGCGGGACACAGAGGAGGCCGUGGCAGCGCUGCACCAGGUGCUUAGCCAAGGCGUCACCCCUCUCUCCAACGGCAUGCUGCAAUAA
Molecule: messenger RNA, 3852 nt
Organism: Closterium sp. NIES-65
Lineage: Eukaryota; Viridiplantae; Streptophyta; Zygnematophyceae; Desmidiales; Closteriaceae
Source: the annotation of a GenBank genome assembly